AUGUCUUUCAAUGCGUUCAAUUGUAAAACUCCGGAAGAAGAAGAAACCCCUGACCAAGGCAGGGCAGAAGAUAGGUUAUGUACUUAUAUGUUUUCUUGCCCUGUUGAAGUAAACGUAUGGUUGAAUGAGCUCUCAGUCUGCAACUUAAUGGGGAAGAUAACAACUAAAGCCGAUGUCUACAGCUACGGAGUAGUGUUAAUGGAACUCUUUACAGGACUUACAGCUCUUGAUGAGCGUCGCUCUGAGGAAAGCCAGAAGCUUAAAGCCGCGAUCGAUCCUCAACUUGACACCACUGAGGAAACUCUUGAAAGCAUCUCCAUUAUAGCUGAACUGGCCGGGCAUUGCACUGCAAGGGAACCUAACCACCGGCCUGAUAUGUGUCAUGCGGUGAAUGUGCUUUCCCCACUGGUUGAGGAAUGGAAACCUACCAUUGAUGAAUCAGACAAUAGUUUCGGCAAUGACAGUAGCCCACCCCUCCUCCAGAUGUUAAAGGCGUGGAAAGAAUCAGAAAGUUCAACCGUCAGCUAUAACAGUCUUAGUGACAACAGCAAGGGAAGUAUUCCAGAGAGGCCGGCUGGCUUGGCAGACUCCUUCAAUUCUGCCGAUGCCCGAUAAAUAAAGGAAACAUUAGAGCCAUGAUGGUUCCAGUACAAGUUGUAUGUUUAUGAUUUUGUGUCAAUAGAUCUCCUUUGUUAUUCUACAUAGAAGAAUACAUCUCCUCCAAUGGUUAUCCAUAUAACUGAACAUAGUUUUCAAACAAUCAUCGACCAUAUUACACAAAUACAGCUCUUAUCAGGAUAAAAAUUAUAGUACAUACUUAAAAAAAAAACAAGGUACAUAUAUAUCUCCAACAAGCCACACGUAUCAGAACUCAAUCACUCUAGCCACCCAAGUACCACAAUCAAACUUUAAAAAGAAAGAACCAAAAACAAGAGACCAAAGUCUCGCCAAAGCAAGACAAACGUCUGUGAAGCUCAAAGACAAACAAGGUAUAACAAUUGGUUGUAUGAUACAUAUAUCCUAUAUGCACAAACCAAAUAGAAUGUAAGAAGGGGGGAAAUACAUUUUCUACUACUUUGAAUUUAAGCUUCUAAGCCCAUCUUCUUUCUAGUUUUCCCCACAAAUAAGUCUCUGGAUUUCAUCACGCCAGGAAUACACCCAAUCAUAGU
Messenger RNA from Tripterygium wilfordii, 1169 nucleotides. RefSeq names its product receptor protein kinase TMK1-like. The coding region runs from base 1 to 615 and encodes 204 amino acids. The record is from RefSeq and is a predicted model, not a curated record. Lineage: Eukaryota; Viridiplantae; Streptophyta; Magnoliopsida; Celastrales; Celastraceae. The transcript is spliced from 4 exons. Gene Ontology annotation, biological process: protein phosphorylation. Gene Ontology annotation, molecular function: protein kinase activity.